AUGCGCAACACAGCCUCACCCGGAAGUCGACAUUUUGGUGCAGCGCGCGAUACCGCGAAGAUGAACCCUUUGACAAAGGUUAAGCUGAUCAACGAGCUGAAUGAACGGGAGGUCCAGCUUGGGGUGGCCGAUAAGGUGUCCUGGCAUUCCGAGUACAAGGAUAGCGCCUGGAUCUUCCUAGGGGGGCUUCCAUAUGAACUGACUGAAGGAGAUAUCAUCUGUGUGUUUUCACAGUAUGGAGAAGUUGUUAACAUAAAUCUUGUGAGGGACAAGAAGACUGGGAAGUCCAAAGGCUUCUGUUUCCUGUGCUAUGAAGACCAGAGAAGCACAAUUCUGGCUGUUGAUAAUUUUAAUGGAAUCAAGAUUAAAGGACGAACCAUCCGAGUGGAUCAUGUGUCUAACUAUCGUGCUCCUAAAGACUCAGAAGAGGUAGAUGAUGUGACCAAAGAAAUCCAGGAGAGGGGCUGUGGGGCUCAUACCCCCUCAGCCAGUUCAUCGGAGGGCUCUGACCAGGACAAAUCCACAAAGAAGCACAAAAAAGACAAAAAGGAAAAAAAGAAAAGAAAGAAAACCAAAGAGAAGGCUGACCGGGAGGCCCAGGCAGAGCUGCCACCCUUGUCUUCUUCAUCACCCAGAAUCAAGGUGAUAAAGGAGGAGCCUGGCUUAAAAAAGCAAAGCAACAAGAACUCAGAAAAGGGUCAGAAGACAGAGCCCAGAGAAGGCCGGAAGCCCUACCCCAGCUCCCCCGAGGUCAGGGCGGCCUGGCGUGAUGGAGCGGCAGACCUGGAGAGGGAGCCCAAGAAGGAGAAAUCGAAACAUGAGCACAAAUCCUCGAGCAGGAAGGAGGAAAGAGAGGAAAAGACCUGGGAUCGAGACAGAGGUCGAAGCUCAGACAUAUAUUCUAGCUGGCACGAUGAUCGUGCUGAAGGGCACAGUCACAGAAGUAGAAGCAGGAGCCGAGAGAGAUCCCACAGGUAUAGGAGGGCCUGCCAUUCCCGGAGUCCGGAGGUCUCCAAUCCCACAGACCACAGGCACCACUGA
Chrysochloris asiatica (Cape golden mole) is the source of this 1041-nucleotide messenger RNA. RefSeq names its product RNA binding motif protein, X-linked 2 (gene RBMX2). Gene Ontology annotation, molecular function: RNA binding. The transcript is spliced from 6 exons. The record is from RefSeq and is a predicted model, not a curated record. Gene Ontology annotation, cellular component: precatalytic spliceosome; catalytic step 2 spliceosome; U2 snRNP. Gene Ontology annotation, biological process: mRNA splicing, via spliceosome. The coding region runs from base 1 to 1041 and encodes 346 amino acids. NCBI's taxonomy places the organism in Eukaryota, Metazoa, Chordata, Mammalia, Afrosoricida, Chrysochloridae.